Messenger RNA from Vitrella brassicaformis, 3311 nucleotides. The record is from the annotation of a GenBank genome assembly. NCBI's taxonomy places the organism in Eukaryota, Vitrellaceae.
CAACGAGCUUGCAGCAGAAUAUCGCAUCUCGUGGACGUCUGGAGAGCGUGUGUUGAGGAACAAGCCCAAGAUCUGCAGAUCUCGCCAAUUGCCGCCAUCCCGUGAGCCAAGUGUGACCGCUGCAAACGACGAGGGCCAGCUGAUGGCCCAGGAGGCUUCUGUGUGUGUGAAUCUUGACCGACGGAUACUGUCUGUGGCCUGGCGGUCCUAGCGAGCCAGCUACCCUAUAUAUGCGCGCCAUGACGAGCCGGUUCGGACGGAUCCUGCAGUGCGUGCUGGUGAUAGCUGGGUGCACAUGGCUGGUGCUGCACGUGUCCUUCCUGCACCAGCUGGAGGAGCCGGACAGCGCCGCCACCCUCACGGGCAUGUCGGAGAGGGACAGCAUGAUGCGAGGGCUGCAGGGACGGCUGGCAAGGAGAGCAAAGAUGGCGGCGGGGUGGGUGACUGGACACCAGAAGAUGAAGAGCGGUACGCUUGCCUCAUCCCACUCUCACCGCCACGCACAGGUCCAUCUUUCUCUGUUUGUCUGUCUGUGCAGGGAAGGGUGUCCAGCAGCAGGAGCAGGAGCUUCACGAGGAGAUCCCCGCGCCACAAGUGGAGGGUCCAAAGGAGCUGCGGGGCGACGAAGACCAGCAGCAGCAAGAUGGUGAUACUGACGAUGACAACGACAAUGACGAUGACAACGACAGUGCCAACGACGACCAAGAUGAUGACAAUGGCGAUAAGGAGGUGAAUGUUGAGGAGGAGACCGAGUACUGGCAGUCGGCCGACAGCGUCGGCGGCAUCGCCGGCGCACCCGGCCAGCGGGGCUAUGACGCUGCCGUUGCUGGCGCUGGCGUGGUGCCCGCCCCGCCACUCGAAGGCGACAACGACGACGGCAGGCAUGGCGAGGGGGAGGCACAGCACGAGCAGCAAGACGACCAGCAGCAGCAGGAGCAGCAGCAGCCAGAUGGUGGUGGUGAUGGGUGGGUGUAUCGUGAUGUGGGUCCUGGGAUGCUGCACGGGGCCGUGGGUCUGCUCCCCAACGGCACGCCGGCAUGGCAGCCGGCACCCUCGCCGCCACAGGUACGGUACCCACACACUUAGCUGGGACGCCCACAUGAUGGAUGACAGAGAGAAACCCCUGCACGUGUCUGUCGUGUGUCUGCUUGUGUGUGAUCGGGUCGGGGUGGAUGGCAGAAGGUGGAUAUGGCGCGUGAGCUGCGCGAGGGCGGCGGGUUCUUUCUGCGCAAGUCGGACUCGCUCCCGCUGCACCGAGAUGUCAAGGACCUGCGCCAGGACCUCUGCCUCGCCAAGACAUACGACAUCCCCACACUGCCCAGGACCUGUGUCGUCUUCGUCUUCUACAACGAACCUUUCUCCACACUCAUGAGGUCGGUGCACAGCGUGUUGGACCGGACGCCUCCCGAGCUGCUGCAGGAGAUCGUCUUGGUGGACGACGGCAGCGACAAGGAGUGGAUCAAGCCCAGGGAGAUGGGCGGCAACGGCAUGAUCGCCGACUACAUCACGCACCUGCCCAAGACACGAAUGGUCCGCCUCGAGCAGAGGAAAGGCAUCGUCGCCGCCAGGCUGAGGGGGGUGGAGGAGUGCGAGGCCGAGACCUUCGUCAUUCUCGACAGCCACAUCGAGGUGGGUGAGAGCUGCCGGCAUCUGACAGACAACCUUCUUUCUGUGGCCCUCAUAAGUGUCCAUUUGUGUGUGUGUGUGUGUGUGGUUGUCAGGUGGAGCCCCAGUGGCUGGAGCCUCUGAUGGAGCGGUUACAGGGCCCUGAAGGCCGCAAGCGAUUCGUCAUGCCACAGAUCGACUCCAUCGACCCUGAGACCUUCAAAUUCCUCGGCGGCGGAAUCGGCUGCACUCUCGGCUUCCUAUGGAAGCUGAUGGAGCACGCCUACCCCGACCAGAAGAAGGACCUGGCCAAGCGGAAAUCGGCGAUCGAUCCGAUGCCGUCGCCAGCCAUGGCGGGGGGGCUGUUCGCGGCGAAUCGUGAGUACUUUUGGAAGCUGGGUGGCUACGACCGCCAGUUCAUGUAUUGGGGGACGGAGAACCUGGAGCUGUCGUUCAGGAUAUGGCAGUGUGGGGGGUCGCUCGAGUGCUCGCCGUGCUCUCGGGUCUUCCACAUAUUCAGGAAGGGCGGCUCUGGCUACUCGGUCAGUAAGGGAGGGAGGGAGGGAGGGAGGGAGAGGAAUAACACGGCAAACGCGCGGCGGCGGGCAUGUGUGAAGGUGUGCAUCUGUGUGUGUCGGUGUGUGUGGUAUCUAUCAGUCGCCUCCCAAUGCCUUGACGAUCAACAAGAUGAGGACGGCGGCCAUCUGGAUGGACGAAUUCGGGGACCUAGCAAGGUACGCCACACAAGCAACACAACACACGCACAACUACCGGUCACCCAUCCGCUCUAGUCCGUGUGGUCAUUGAUUUGAUGCAGGGCUGUGUUGGGUCGUCCGACCACCGACCUGGGUUCUCUCGACGAGAUGCGGGCGUUGCGGGAGCGGCUGCAGUGCAAGUCCUUCAAGUGGUUCUUCGACAACGUAUGGCCGGAGAGCUACAUCACCGAGCUGCCGAGAGACGUCCCCUUCAUGGGCGAGAUCAAGAACCGGGCCUCCAACCGGUACACACACACAUACAGAGGAAGACCAACACACGUGUGGCCAAUGCGCGCGUGUGUGGCUAACCAGGUGUGUCGACUCGAUGGGUCGAAACAGCCCCGGUCAGAAGAUCGGCAUCGUCGAGUGCCACGGCAUGAGGGGGCCGCAGGAGUUCAUGUACUUCAGGGUGCCCAAACACAUCAUGCCCGUCCGCAACGACGAGGCAUGCCUCAAACCCCCUAACGAGCUCGUCUGGUGCCACGAACACCAAAACAUGUCAGCUUAGCAACCGAUCACAAAACACCACGCGCAUUGGCCGGCCAGUGGUAGUGUCUUUGUGUGGUGUGGGUGGCAUGGUUGGAGACAGGUGGGAGUACUCAGAGGAAGACGGUCUGUUGCAUUACUUGGACAGGGGUCGGCCGCACGACCCACCACAGUGUCUGGCUGAGAGGCUGGACGCCAGGGCCAUGGAGCUCAAGGAAUGUGACGCACACGACCCCACACAGGUCAGAAAAAGACCCAACACGGAUGACACCACAUGGCGUGUGAGUAUUGUAUUGCGUGCCGUGCAGGUGUGGUCAUUCGAGCGGUACAAGACUGAGGAGGAGAUCAAGGCUGAGCGAGUGGCCAAGAACCAAGUGGGACACAAGUUGAGGAAAACAAUCAAAUAGUGAAUGUCCGUCCAUGUAUAGCCAGUGGGCCAGUGUGGCGAGGCUUGGUUGGUUGAUU